GAUGUUUACAUUGUUAGCACUUCCGCAGGUAGCAGGCGGAUGUUUCCCCGGGCAGGUUUAACUAUUAGUAGUAGUUUUAUAAGGUUUUCUAAAUCUGUUCCGUUAAACCGUUUGUGUGACGUCUCCAGAAAUAGACAGAUGCCCAAAAAAGAGAAAGCGGUGAAAGGACAGCCGGCUGCCGCUCGAGCAGCACAGGAAGCUUCUUGUCCGGUGGCCCGAGACAAAAGUGGAGCUGUUACCAUAACGGUGCACGCCAAGCCCGGCUCCAAACACAGCGGCAUCACAGACGUUUCUGCGGAGGCGGUGGGAGUUUCCAUCGCAGCUCCUCCGACAGACGGAGAGGCCAACACCGAGCUCAUCCGUUUCCUGGCUGAAGUUCUGGAACUGAAGAAAAGUCACAUAUCUCUUGACAAGGGGUCCAGGUCCAGAGACAAACUCAUCAAAGUGGACUCCUCUCUCAGUCCGGAGGAGGUGUUGAGGAGGCUCAGACAGGCUGCAGGCUGACUGCAGGAGGUGGACGGAGGCUGAAACAUGCUACUGCAGAAAUGCAGGAGGACAGAGGAGGAUGGAGGAGGUGGGAGGAGGGGUUCACAGCUGGACCAGUAUGGCUAUUGGUACAACCUGAACAAAAACCAGAACAUCACCAUGGAAACGGACUGAUCCACCAACCAACCAGCAGUGAGCAGGAGGUGUUUCCAUCCCUGGACCUGCUGUCUGUCCUACUGGAGACUGGAUAUGAUGUUUGACUCAUGUAAAAGUGUUUUUUUAUUUGGGCU
Molecule: messenger RNA, 776 nt
Organism: Sebastes umbrosus (honeycomb rockfish)
Lineage: Eukaryota; Metazoa; Chordata; Actinopteri; Perciformes; Sebastidae
Gene: c4h15orf40
Product: chromosome 4 C15orf40 homolog
Exons: 5
Coding region: 40-504 (154 amino acids)
Cellular component (GO): cytoplasm
Source: RefSeq, a predicted model, not a curated record